Stylonychia lemnae is the source of this 1062-nucleotide messenger RNA. Lineage: Eukaryota; Ciliophora; Spirotrichea; Sporadotrichida; Oxytrichidae. The record is from the annotation of a GenBank genome assembly.
AUGGCAAAAGUAGCAGACAAAAAGAAAUACACAAUUGCUGAUUGUAUUAAAUCAUUUGACUUUUACAGGGUGAUGCCAAGAGAACUAAGUGAAGCUACAGUCUCAGGCGCUACAAUCAGUGUGAUUUCUUCAACUCUUUUAUCUUUACUACUUGUGUAUGAAUUCGCCAAGUACAUGCAGUUCAAUGAGAGCAGAGAACUCGCCAUAGCCAACCCAAUGAAUUCAAUUGAUAAUAUGGUAACUAUAUUCAGAGUGAUACGUAUAUAGAUUAGUUUGUAUGUGGACAUAGAUUUUCAUGGCACUCCAUGCGACUUGAUAAGUAUGACUAGAGGUGAUAGUAUUGGCUCUGAAUAUAAAGACGUGUUUAAGCAUACUGAUAAAGAGAACAAUUUCAUCAAUAAAUACCUUCUGAACAUAAGAGAUGAAGCAUUAGAACUUCAUGAGGAGAAAGGAUCAAUAGAUGUCAAUGAUAUAAUUGAAAAGCGCAGGCAAAGACUUGGCUGUAGAAUAUAGGGUCAUUUUAGAGUGUAUAAACAAGAAGGGCACUUCACUAUCACAACAGGAGGUCACAAUCAUUAACUGACUGAAGCACUAAAUGCUAAUGGAUUCAGAAUAGACUUUUCCCACAAGAUUAGAAGCUUAUUCUUUCAUGAUGAGUCUGAUGCUAAGAAACUAUAGGAGAUAGCAGCUUCUUAUGAACAUUAAUCACUCAAAGGUACUAUUGCAAUGCAACCUACGAUGUACGGUAAUAUGGAGGUUGCCUUCUACUCUGCAUAUUAUCUUGAUGUCACUUAAAAUAUCUAGAGAAAGGAUGGUGAAUUCUAAGCUAUGGACUAUUAAUACACCUCAACUCAUUAAAACAUGAUCAUCCUAGGGUCUAAUUCAUUCAAUGUCAAGUAUGAUAUGUCGCCUAUAAGCGUGAUCAAGAAUAGAGAUAGUAAGACAUUCUACAGUUUUAUAGUAGGAUUGUGCACUGUGAUUGGAGGAUUCAUUACAGUUACGAGCAUCAUUGACAGCAUAAUGAGAAACUUAAUUCCAAAAGAAGAACUAAAGAAAAAAUGA